This is a messenger RNA of Penicillium concentricum, 699 nucleotides long. RefSeq names its product AMP-dependent synthetase/ligase. Bases 1 to 699 code for a protein of 232 amino acids. Gene Ontology annotation, biological process: secondary metabolic process. The record is from RefSeq and is a predicted model, not a curated record. Gene Ontology annotation, molecular function: CoA-ligase activity. The transcript has 3 exons. Lineage: Eukaryota; Fungi; Ascomycota; Eurotiomycetes; Eurotiales; Aspergillaceae.
AUGACGCGCGAGCAAUUAUCAUCAUUGAGAAUGGUGACCUCGGCUGGUGCACCACUGGCACCGGAUCUGAUUCGUGUUGUCUGCGAUCGUCUAAAGGUUCCGGUCCGCCAGGGAUUUGGAUUGACAGAGUCAACAGGUGUCUCCCAUGUCCAGAGAUGGAACCGAUGGGAUCAAGAAAUGGGGUCAAGCGGUCCUCCACUUCCUCAAGUCGAGGUGAAGUUCAUUGACGAGCAAGCCAACCCAGUAAGGGAAGGGGAAGGCGAACUAUGUCUUCGAGGACCUACCAUCUUCCAAGGCUUUCACAACAACGUCGAAGCCACGGUGCGGUCUACCACACUUGAUGAAUGGUUUAAAACCGGUGAUAUCGGAUUCCAAGAUGAGGGUUUCCAAGUCUCACCGGCGGAGAUAGAGAGCGUCCUACAUGAGCAUCCGCUUGUCCAUGAUGUCGCUGUAAUUGGGGUCGCUGUGCAGAAGAUUGUGUCCGAGAUACCAGUUGCUUAUGUAGUUCUUAAGAAAACGAGGAAAGCGACGGAGCAGGUUGCAGAAGAACUGGUGGCCUACAUCAGUGAGAAACUGGCUCCUCACAAGGGUGGGAUCAUCCCGAUCGACAAGAUUCCUAGGAGUGUCUUUGGCAAGAUUCUGAAGCGGGUCCUGAGGACUAGGGCUGAAGGCGUCGGCUAUUGGUGCUACAAUCUAUGA